UUCAGUUGCAUCUCAGACGUCGCGACGGCAGCACACGCGUCGCUCCCCCACAGAGAAAACUCUGAAGAACAUACAGUAGAAAAUCACGCAGAGAACGCACAUAGAAAUCUGAAAAAUAUCCCAACCAAUAACAAACAAACGCGAUACUCGCGGCGUUGCCAAAAAAAAGUGUUUCAAAUGUUUAAAAGAUAAAGAUAAUAAACCCAAGGCCCUUUGCCCAAAUGGCCGCCACACGUGUGUGCUUCAUAAGAAAUACAAAAUAAUAAUUAAAAUAAAAAAACCAGAAGAACCCGCAUACAAAUCCAAAACCUAAAAAACAAAACUAUCCGAAUCAAAAGUAAAGCAAAAGUGUUACAAUAAGCAUUCCAAAUGUUGUCCUGUUUGGCGCCGUCGUCUUCACGUUUCGGCCAAGAGGAUACCAUCAUUCAGCAGAGCAUGCCAUCCACCGCCUUCACCAUGCAGUUUCCCUCGCUGGCCUCCACUUUGCUCCACAGCCACAACCAGUCGCCGAAGCACAGCAAUCCGGGUUCCAGCGGGAUCCAGGACGCCCAUCCCAACCAGCCAGGUGCAGCUGCAGAUGCCUUUUUGGUCAAGUGCACCCAGUGCCCCAAGCGCUUCACCGAGUUUCACUCUCUUAGCGAGCACAUUAUUAGCGAACAUCCCCAUGACAAGCUGAACUGCGGAGCUGCUCAGCCGGAAAGCGAUGCCGAGGAUGAGCAGAGCAACCUGAGCGGUAGCAGUAGGCGGUACGCCAAAUCGCCGGCCACCAGCAACAACAACAACAAUAACAUUAGCAGCAACACCAAUGCCAAUGGCAAUAACCAGUCGAUUAACAACAACAACAGUGAGCUGGCCAAGAACCACAAUAAUACGAACAAAAUGUCGCCAAUGUGCUCACCUGGCUCGCUGACCCCCGGUGACCUCUUCGCCCAACUGCCACACCCACCACCCCAUCUGCCCGCCCACCUGCACGCCCAAUUCAUGGCCGCCGCCGCCUCCUUGGCCAUUCAAUCCGCCCGAUCCGCCAGUUCGCCCAACCAGCAGCAACAGCAUCAGCAACAGUUGCAGCAGCAACACCAGCAACUGCAACACCACCAGCAGCAGCAGCAGCAGCAACAACAGAUGGCCCUGCAACUGCUGCCACCUCAGCUGCCUGGUAGCAAUAGCAGUGUGGGCAGUAACUCCGCCUACGAUCUGGAUCUGAGUGCCCCACGAUCCACCUCCAGUCCGGGCUCCACAACUGGGGAUCUGAAUGGCGCCUAUCCCUGCAUGCAGUGCACCGCAUCCUUCGCCAGUCGGGAGCAACUCGAACAGCACGAGCAACUCCACUCGCCCUGCGGACAAACAUCGGUUACUAAUGUCUCCCAGACCUGCCGAAUUUGCCACAAGGCGUUUGCGAAUGUCUACCGCCUGCAGAGGCACAUGAUCAGUCACGACGAGAGCGUGCUCCUGCGGAAAUUCAAAUGCAAGGAGUGCGAGAAGGCCUUCAAGUUCAAGCACCACCUCAAGGAGCACGUGAGGAUCCAUUCCGGCGAGAAGCCUUUCGGAUGCGACAAUUGCGGCAAGAGGUUCUCGCACUCUGGCAGCUUUUCCUCGCACAUGACCUCGAAGAAGUGCAUCAGCAUGGGGCUUAAGUUGAACAACAAUCGUGCUUUAAUGAAGAGACUAGAAAAAAGUCCGGGCUCUGGAUCUACGGGAUCCCGUCGAUCUCCCUCAGAUCACGGAAAGGGAAAACUGUCGGAGCAGCAGCCAACGCUGCCGGGAUUGCCCCAUCCUCUGAGCUAUUUCGCCAGCGAUGCCCAGGCACAAGGUGGAAAUGCGGCACCGACGCCCUUCCAACAUUUCAACCCCACCAACUACAUGAACGCGGCCCUUCUGGCUUUUCCUCAUAACUUUAUGGCUGCUGCAGCUAGCUUGAAUCCCCAAGUUCAUCCUUACAGCAUUCAGAGAUUGCUGCAACUAUCGGCUGCGGGUCAGCAGCAUAGGGAGGAGGAGCCAGAGCACCAGCAUCAGCAGCAGGAGGAGGAGGAGAUCCACGAUGAACCCAAACUGGUGAUGGAUAUCGAAGAGCCCGAGGCAAAAGAAAGGGUUCCCACACCUGAAGCCGCUGAAGAAGCAACUUCCAUUAAGCGGGAAGCCAGCAGGGAAGCUUCGCCAGCUCCAGAAAGUUACCUAACAUCCCCACAAGCGAUCAAACAGGAACAGGAGCACCUAAAUGUGGCAGAAGAAGUCCAAUCUCCCGAGGAAGAACCGCCUCAAGUAGAGCAACCCGCAGAUCUGCGCUGCAGUCGCUGCUCCAAACAGUUUAAUCAUCCAACAGAGUUGGUGCAACACGAAAAGGUCCUUUGUGGCUUGAUUAAGGAGGAGUUGGAGCAACAUUUCCAGCAGCAACAACAGGGCAAUUCUUUUAACCUGGCCUCUGCCAGCGAAGAAGAUGAGGAAGACGAGGACAUGGAGGAGGAGCCCCGGCAGGAAAGUGGCGAAAGGAAAGUCCGUGUGCGAACGGCCAUUAAUGAAGAGCAGCAGCAGCAGUUGAAGCAGCACUACUCCCUGAAUUCCCGACCCAGCCGAGAUGAGUUCAGAAUGAUUGCCUCCCGUCUCCAGUUGGAUCCGCGUGUGGUUCAAGUCUGGUUCCAGAACAAUCGCUCCAGGGAGCGAAAGAUGCAAAGUUUCCAGAGCAAUCAAGCCGCCACUCCAGUGACUAAUGAAUCGCAAACAUCUCUAACCCGGGAGGAUCAACCUUUGGAUUUGUCUGUGAAAAGGGAUCCAUUAACACCCAAAAGUGAGAGCUCACCACCUUAUAUGGCUCCCGCAUCGGGAGAACCCUUAAAUCCCGAAGCCAUUAAUCUGAGCAGGAAAUUCUCCCCAUCCGCAUCGAUGUCCCCAGCCUCGAUUUCACCGUCAUCCGCGGCAGCCUUGUACUUUGGAGCUGUACCGCCGCCUUCGCCACCAAAUAGCCAACUGGAGGUAACUCCUCGAAGUGGUCAGGCCUUUCCGGGUUUACCCUACAUGCUGCCUAUGCCGCUACCCAUGGAGGCGCUGUUUAAAAUGCGUCCGGGUGGAGAGUACGUCCCUAACCAUCCCCUGAUGAACAGUAUUAAGAUGCCCGAUUACCGGGGCACCAGUUUGAGUCCCGGAGGAUCGGAGAAGCGAUCGUGGCGUGACGAUGACUCGCGCAUCUCGCACGAGGACGAGUUUGGAGGCCUGAUGCCACCGAAACCCAAGAGGGGCAAGGCGGAGACCCAUGGUCAUGCGGGCGAUCCCGAUCUGCCCUACGUUUGCGAUCAGUGCGAAAAGGCCUUCGCCAAGCAGAGCUCCCUGGCACGCCAUAAAUACGAGCAUUCCGGUCAACGACCCUACCAGUGCAUGGACUGCCCCAAGGCCUUCAAGCACAAGCAUCACCUCACGGAGCACAAGCGCCUGCAUAGCGGCGAGAAGCCCUUCCAGUGCUCCAAGUGCCUGAAACGAUUCUCGCACUCGGGCAGCUACAGCCAGCACAUGAACCACCGGUAUUCCUACUGCAAGCCCUACAGGGAAUAGGUAAGCGACACCUCAGUGCCGCCCACCUGCCAAACAGGAGCAACAGUUCCCUCCCAACCGCCGGCGACGAUGGCCAACAAUCGUGGGCGUCGUCGAGUUCAGGUUCCGACGGGGAAUCCGACUUAUCCGCCGCAUCAUCAGCAUCCCCACCAUCCACAUUUGGCGGCCAUGGCCGCCUUUCAGCAGCAGCAGCAUCAACAUCAUAGACUCCCCUGGAACGGAGCUGGGGUGAUGCUACCGCCGCCCAAUCAACAGCAACAUCGUCCGCCGGCUCCACAUCCGCCCCCUUUACUUUCGGGAGCGGCAUUUGGUCAGCCUCCGUCGGCGCAGUUCUUUCACCAUCAUUCGGGAUUGCUGCCUCCACCGCCGCCACCUAUGCCGCAGACCACGCCCUCGUCCACGCCCGCCUUCGACUUCUUCAAUGCCAAAAUGUUUCCAAAUUAAGCUAAGCCAGCACUUACAGGCUGUACUUAAAAAAACAGACGAACAGAAAAUCUCAAAAUGUGCAGGAACACACCGAACAGCAACACCCCCAAAAAAUGCACUUUAGACAGAGUCAGUGUCAAAAAGCAAGAGAGAAAUAUUUUUUAUAGCCAUAUAACCAGGAAAAGAGAAGCCGUAGUUUAAAAAAACUUUCGUAUGAGCGAAUUUAUUAUUUUUACAAUGUUGCAACCACUUUGUUUUUAGUAUUUUAUUAAUUUACCUUUACCGCCUAAGUUCGAGAAAAGGGCAAAAUAUUUUUGUUUGGUCCCGACUCAUUUGAAGAUAUCGUUUUAUCUAUUUUUUUAUUCAUUAAUGUUUUAGUUACUAGUUUUAGGAGCUGGAGAAACCAGUACCAAGUGCUGCAGAAUACUCAAAACUCAAAUCGUUAAGAGCCCACUCCUAAAUGGAAUAAAUGUAUAUUAUAUACGAUUAUGUAUUCUUUUAAGUUGUAACUUUUAGUUUCGGUUAAGCGUUUCGAGCCGAUGCAAAGCAGCUCGAAAGGAAUUUUCCACCCACAACCUCCGGACCAAAACAGAAAUGCAAAGAAAACCAAGAAAAUACUAGCAGACAAUACCGAGACAGACCAGAGAUACAAAAGUAUUAAGCAGCGAAACUGUAUUAAAGCCACCACAUUGUAAAGUCCACGCCUACACCGCCCCCCAUUCGUAUAUAGUUUAUGUUAAAUGGAAAACCCACCGCUUGCCGCGCGUUUCAAGCUCUCUUACUUAAGGAAAAAAUCCCCCAACAAUCUUUCUCGAACUACGCUUUAAAUUUCCCUUUUUAAAACCCAUUCGCGAAAUGAGCACAAAACAACCUACAAGAUCAUUCCAUUUGGCCAGAGCCGCGCCCCAAAAUAAAAGGUGCAACUCAUGCAUUUAAGGCCUCCGGCUGCCGCUUGCCACUCGUCGACAACCCACUAAAUCUAAUGCUAAACUAAAACUAAUGCUAACUAAUAUUUAAUAUAUACGAAACGAAAACAAAAACUUAAUUUGGCCUUAUUAAAGAUUAUUUAACGAUUAAAAAACGUUUCAGAAUAUUCAAAAAAAAAAAUACUAGCAUGUAAAAUUUAAACGAAAACCUUUGGAAAAGUCUCGCGAAAAAUCUAUUAGCAAAAUUCCAUGUGCGUAUUAAAUGUAAAAAUCAAAAAACGGAAAAACCAAAGACCCUAUUAACUAUCGAAAUGUUUGCCAUGACAAUAAAUUUAUGACUAAAUAAUUGAUAAUGCUUUCGAUUUCUGCGCUAGCCAAAAAACCAAAGAAUCAAGUCAACUUUCAAUUAAAAUUGUUUUUUACUCAGCCACAAACUAUAAUUAGUUAGAAAACAAACAACAAGGUUUCCAGAACAACGAACAUUUCUUUUUUGAUGUUUAACUUGUCCAAGGAAUUUUCGCCCAUGAUUUUUUUGCUUUUCCAUACACAAAAAAAAUCGAGAACAACAACUCACAAAAAAAUGCAUUUAAUACUUAAUUAAUUUUUAUAUAUUUGUAUUUUUAAUGAAAAGGAGAAAGGAUUGCAUGGUCGAUCAUAAGUAUAUAUGUGUAAAUACAUAUAUUUUUUGUAAAUUAUUUCGCAAGAACAAAAGCUAGAGAAUCCAAAACCAAAACAACGCAAACUGUUAUACUCGAGUUGAAAUUCUUCCGAUUUCAAAUACAGCCAGCACACGUUAGCAUAAAUUUAACAAUAAUUACUAUUACAACCGUAAAUACUUAGCCUAGUUAAAAAAAACCCUUAACAACAACAGAAUGUUAACUUAAACACUAAAAAAAAGAAACACUUAUUUUUAAGCGCAAAUACUAUGUGGUUUGUGAUGGAUAUUUGCACUCUAGGGCCUUAUAUGAAAUACACUACACUACAUAACACUCACGUACAUAAACAUAAACAAUUGUUAGUUAUUUAAAUACGAUACACACACUUAAUUGGAGGACGAUCGUUUUAAUGUGUUCCAAACUCCGAAACUCCAUCUUCUCUAUUGUCCUACUCCCAAACUCUCUGUUAAAGUUGUUCACCUCACUAUAUGUGUAAAUAUGCGGAGCAGGAA
Messenger RNA from Drosophila rhopaloa, 6060 nucleotides. It is a transcript of the gene zfh1, whose product is annotated as zinc finger protein 1. The transcript has 5 exons. The coding region runs from base 370 to 3540 and encodes 1056 amino acids. NCBI's taxonomy places the organism in Eukaryota, Metazoa, Arthropoda, Insecta, Diptera, Drosophilidae. The record is from RefSeq and is a predicted model, not a curated record. Gene Ontology annotation, molecular function: RNA polymerase II cis-regulatory region sequence-specific DNA binding; DNA-binding transcription factor activity, RNA polymerase II-specific. Gene Ontology annotation, biological process: anatomical structure development; regulation of transcription by RNA polymerase II.